This is a messenger RNA of Brachypodium distachyon (stiff brome), 1543 nucleotides long. RefSeq lists its product as uncharacterized. The record is from RefSeq and is a predicted model, not a curated record. The transcript has a single exon. NCBI's taxonomy places the organism in Eukaryota, Viridiplantae, Streptophyta, Magnoliopsida, Poales, Poaceae. The coding region runs from base 1004 to 1378 and encodes 124 amino acids.
GUCAGUACAACUGCAUCUGAAUCAAAUGGGAUUCCCACAGUACCUAACCACCUUGGAAUGAGUAAUGAACGAACAAAACUGCAAGCUGUUUGUUUUGUGGCCCAAUGCUGACAUGUGACCAGCCAUUGAGAUGCAUGCCACAUGGCUAGAGUCAUCUAUGGUUCUCUGUGCUCCAGAUUACUAUUCUACAUUCAAAGGAAAAAAGAUAAACACAACAACUCAGAAAGGCAAAAGAGGAAGAAAAGGUGAGACAUUAUUGGAGGAACUUUUGGCAAAAUGUGGUGCACAGUGGUCUCAACAUAACUUCCACUAUGCCAUGCCCUGCAUACUUUCUGAAGCAAUCUCAUAUACGUGCUCUAGCUGUGUCGGCAGAACAGGUCCCAUCAGAUCAUCACUAACAAGUAGUACCUUUGUAUGUGUUGCUGUCUUAACAGUUCAGGUUUUGAGUUUGUUUUUGGUAGUACCUUACCUACUGGCAAGUAUUUUCCAUGUCCUAAUAGGGGCUAGUAUAAUAACAAGCCCAAUGCUGACGAUAUAUACAGAGCUCCGUAUUUGCUUGGACUAGCCAGGUGAGAUCUAUGCAGAGGGAAUGCGGUACACAAACAUAUAUAUACUUCAGUUGUGCACAUCUACACUUACUAAUGACUGAUUGAGCUGAGCUGAAUUGCAGUGCAGAUAGAUACUCCAUCCGUCCUUAUAUAAGUGGCCUGUAUUUGUAUAAGAUUUUAUAAUGAUAUGCUGAUUAAUUAGGGCUCUAUCUUGCCCUCUCUCUCUUCCACGUGAAGCCAUGCACGAGCACUGAAAACCGACAAGCAGCUAGCACCAGCACCAAAAACCCUCCUCUGGACUGGACCCGUCUCUCCAUUCUCCCAUACUUCCUUCUCUCCCUAGCUCAGUCCUCUCUUCGUGUGCUGUUUCUUGCAAGUUGUUGUGCGAGAGAACUAGCUGCAGCCUGCAGAGAAAGAUUUGGAGUUCAGAGAAGGCUUUCCAAUUUCCAAUUCCAAUGUGUUGCUACGUGGGCAAGGCCACCAAGAUCUUCCUGUGCCUCGCGACGGCGCUCCUCGUGGCGGGCCUCGUCCUAGGCUUCGGGCUGGCCCGUCGGACGUGGGGAGCAGACCGGAGGGCGGCCCAGCCGGCCUGCCGGUGGCCGGCCGGCUGCCAGCUGCCGGGCCCGUCGGACCCCGCCGUCUACGGCGCCGACAACCCGCUCCAGGCCACCACCACCACCGCGCCGCCGUCCGACCCGCUGACGGAGCCGGCCGUGGCCGUGUUCCCCGGGGCCGCCGCGUCUUCCACCGCCGUGCCGCCGGCAAGCGGGCCGUACUUCGCGCCCCCGAGCCCGUUCUCCGUGGGCCUCGGCCCCUCCUCGAAUGCAUGACUUUUGUUUGUUUGUUUUUCUGGAAGUUUAGAAUUUGUUGCAAGUUUUUUUUAACUGCUACUACUCCGUAUUAGUUUUGACUUUUUUUGUACAAUCCUUUAAUCUCUCCUGUCACUCAUAUUUGAGAUUUAACUUCGAUCAGUGGAAUAUAUCUUUUCAGCAAUA